AUAAUGAACUGUCUAGUAUUGUUAGAAUGCAUACUGUAUAUACAAAUCAGUUAAAUAACUUCAAAUAAAUUGUACAUUUGUGAAAUAAGGAUAAAAAUAUGAAAGUGCAAAUAAUGACAUAAACCGAUAUUUUAUUUUUAAUAUUUGUUUGUAAAACUUUAUUUAGAAAAUAUACCAUUAAGACACAGUGAUUUUAUUCAAUGCUGUUUUUGUGAUAUAUGUAAUAUAUAUCUCGGGAUCAUAAGAGCUAUGAUACCAAAACCGUUACAACUCUUGGUGUUGGUUGUUACUGUUACAGAAACAGUCGUGUUAGUGAGUGGCAUCCAGUGCUACAAUUGUGACUCAAAGUCACAUCGUAACGUUUGUGGCGCGGACUUCAAGUUGACGUCUUCAAACACGACCUUCAUUGUUGACGAUUGUCACUUCUGUAACAAAUACCAUUUUUCAAACGAUGGAGUGUAUAUCCGCAACUGUACCAAGAAAACGCCUGGCACUAUCCAGUUCAAGUUUGGCUGCGAGGAAGCCAAAGUCAAUAGAACAACGGUAGAGACCUGCUCCUGUUCUGACAAUUUGUGCAAUGGCGCAAUACCAAGACUUGCAGCAUUACCUUCUGUCAUAAUUGUUUGCCUGUCUGUAUUUUAUAGUCUUGAACCUAAUUUCAAAUUACGAAUAUAACUAAUACGAAAAUCAAAAUUACAUUUUAAACAGAUGGAUUUGCGGAGAUAUUACUUUCUGGAACGGAUUAGAUACUAACCCCAGAUAAUAACCAUUAAGACGAUACCAGUGAACAAGGAAAUGACAUAAAUUGAAUCGAUGUAACUCUAAACACAACAAACGAUCCAUAUAUAUCGUCAUAUGUACACGUAUCAAACAGAUUCUUUUAAUUUUAUUUUUGUACUUGUAACAUGUGUAAAUGUCGAGUUCUAUUCAAACCGUGGCUAGAGGGCGUGCGCAACAGCAUGCAUUUCUAAUAUAGUCAAUGGACAGACUCAAUCAAACAGAAACUGCAACAUUUUCAUCUUACUAAACUGUAUUCAAACCUUAAAAACUGCGUAUCCUAUUCCCUUUUAUCUAUGGUUUUAAAUAUGAUAAUAUUACGGCUGACUACGGGGGCUUUUCAAGUUGCAUAAAACCCGUAACUGCAAUCACCGAGUCUAAAACCCGUCAGUGCACUAUUUUGAGAUUGCGAAAAAUCCCGUAAGAGGAGACCUAUUUCGCACUUCGCAUGGUUGUACUGAAACAACGCGAUUGACUACAGAGGCGAUGACAGAUGCGAUUCAUUAGGGGAAAAAACAUUUUCGAGCCAAACAGCAGUUACGGGGUUUUCGAUCAACGCCGUCGAAAUAUACCAGCUUCCUCAGCAAACAAAAUUCUGGUCAUUUUUCUUUUUUAAUGAAAAACAUACAAUGUGCAGGUUGGUUUUUGUUAGCAUUUUUCAAUCAAUAUAAGUCAAACAGGCACUCUGUUGCCUUUGUGGACAAAAAACAUCUUUGAGUUUGUUCCACGAUACAUCAUAAUUACAUAAAACUUUCUUGUUUUUUUUUUUUUCAAAACGUCUAUGUACUCUGUCUCUAUUGUGUUUGUGUCAACGUUCGGUGAUAAAAUAAUUCUAUCUAUUGAAAUAUAUUUUCAUAAAGCAUCAA
Molecule: messenger RNA, 1643 nt
Organism: Mercenaria mercenaria
Lineage: Eukaryota; Metazoa; Mollusca; Bivalvia; Venerida; Veneridae
Exons: 3
Coding region: 250-675 (141 amino acids)
Biological process (GO): regulation of synaptic transmission, cholinergic; sleep; positive regulation of voltage-gated potassium channel activity
Source: RefSeq, a predicted model, not a curated record